AUGCCUUCCGUAUACGUCGGUGACACCCUCCUCGCCCAAUCCGAACGCGUCGAACGCGUCGAAGGAAAUCUUUACUUCCCCCCCGGCACCAUCCAAAAGCAAUAUUUCCAUGGCCCUACGGAACUCCAUACCCACUGUCCCUGGAAAGGCGACGCCAGCUAUUACACCGUCGAAAUUCCGGGUAAGGAUGAUGCGAGGAGUGUGAAGUUGGAGAAUAUUGCGUGGUAUUAUCCGGAGGCGAAGGAGGGGGCAAAGUACAUUGAGGGGUGGGUUGCCUUUUAUAAGAAUAAGGUGGAAGUGAGGGAGUGA
This is a messenger RNA of Saitoella complicata NRRL Y-17804, 309 nucleotides long. Its product is annotated as DUF427 domain-containing protein. NCBI's taxonomy places the organism in Eukaryota, Fungi, Ascomycota, Saitoellomycetes, Saitoellales, Saitoellaceae. The coding region runs from base 1 to 309 and encodes 102 amino acids. The record is from RefSeq and is a predicted model, not a curated record. The transcript has 2 exons.